Molecule: messenger RNA, 5178 nt
Organism: Aureococcus anophagefferens
Lineage: Eukaryota; Pelagophyceae; Pelagomonadales; Pelagomonadaceae
Exons: 5
Coding region: 1-5178 (1725 amino acids)
Cellular component (GO): Golgi membrane
Molecular function (GO): calcium ion binding; protein binding
Source: RefSeq, a predicted model, not a curated record
AUGUUCCCGCUCCAGCGGGACGUGAACCUGACCGACGUCUGGUGCGGCCCCCGGGAGGAGGCCCGGGCGACGUGGCUCGACUGGGACGACGGCGGCGGCACCGUGGAGACGCGCAUGAGCUCGACGGCGGGCCUCGACGCCCACAGCGCGCUCAUCCGCGACUUCCGGCGCUUCGAGAGCGGCGGCCUCUUCACGACGCUGGGCCAGGAGAAGGAGGCGGCGCGGCGCGCGGCGCGGGCCUUCGCCAUGACGCCCGUGAGCGGGCUGAAGCAGCUCGACCGCGAGUUCGUCGUCGUGCCGAAGAACGAGCUCCGCGAGCUCGCGAGCCUCGAGGGGAAUUUGCGCGCGGAGCGGCGGCGCUUCGUCGACGACUGCGAGGACGUCAUCGCGCGGGCGCGCAUGAUCGGCGCGGAGCGCUACCCGUUGAACGAGCCCAGCGCCGUCGCGACCUUCGUGCUCGUCGCCGCGUGCGACGAGGAGAUCCGGAGGUGCGCGGCCACGGUGCGCGCGAUGGAGCUCGCGCGGGAGUCCGACGCCAUGAAGGAGCGCGCCGUGCGGCCCUGGCGCCGGGGCGUGAGCCGGAGCGGCGUGUCGCGGAAGCUCGCCUCCCUCGACCGGCCCGAGGGCCUGAGCGGGCGGCUGCGGCCGGAGACGGAUCUCCACACCGCGCGCCUCGCGGUCGUCACGGGCUCCUGGCGCGCCUACCGCGAGCGGCAGCGCUGGCACGCGCGCAUGGCCGAGACGGAGCUCAUGGCCUUCGAGGACGGCUACUGCCGCUGCGCGUGGCGCGCGCGCGCCGCGCGCGACGCGCGGCUCGACUACGAGCGCUACGUGGCCCUCGUGGCCCAGUACGGCGUGCCCUUCGGCGAGGACGAGUUCGGCGCGCUCGGCGCCCGCGCCGGUUUGACGUUCCAGGCUUUGGUGGACCGGGGCGCGCGCGCGUGGCAGCGCAUGUGGUGGUUCUACGCGCCGACGUACCGGCUCCGGCGGGACCGCGGCGCGACGCUGUUCCAGACGCGGUACCGCGCCUACUUCGUGCGCAAGCGCUGGGUGCCCAUCCUGCAUCUCCGUUUGGCCUGCGGCAAGAUGCGGCCCAUGAAGAUCGCGCUGAGCCACUGGCGGAAGUGCAUCCUGCGGACCGUCAAGACGCGGAAGCUCAUCAACCGCGUCAAGUACGGCGGCGUGCGGCGCAUCAUCCAGGCCUGGCGCAAGCUCGUCGGCGAGGAGCACGCGGACGACGCCGUCGACCGGGUCAUCGCGAUGUUCGCGGACGAGCUCGUCGCCGAGGACGUCGGCAUCUGCUCGCACGAGUACUCGCAGAACACGGGCGCGCGCGUCGACAACUUCGCCGCGCGGGGCGUGCUGGCCCUCGUCGACGGCGUCGUCGCCUGGCAGGUCGAGGAGCUCGUCACGACGUUCUGCGCGGACCCGCCCUCGUGGAUGGACGCGAACUGGUACCUCCAGAAGACGUCCUACGAGUCGCACGUGCGCCUCGCCGCCCAGGGCGUGCUGCCCCGGGACCUCUUCGAGGACUCGCACCGGGAGCAGAUGCACAACCGGACCGCGACGAAGAUCCAGCGCCUCGCGCGCGGCGUCUUCGGCCGCAACGCGGUCCGCGAGAAGUUCGCGCGCGUCAUCCGGAAGCGCUACGACCCGAAGACGCAGCUCUUCUUCUACCUCAACAUCGUCACCAAGGCGCGCAUGGAAGACCGGCCGCGCCUCCAACGCGCGGGGCUGCCCCCGUCCGUCGUCGUCGGCGCCAUGUACGGCUUCAGCGGCGGCGCGCUGCUCAAGGAUGUGGAGAAGGCGCGGCAGGAGAUGGACCAGGUCAACGCGCAGCUCGGCGCGACGCGGCGCCAGGCCAUGGCGCGCGCCGCGCGGCAGCGCGAGAAGGCGGAGCUGCGGAGCGCCCUCGCGGGGAAGAAGCGCCUGCUGAGCGCGGCGGCCAAGGGCAGCGUGCUGCGGCUGAACAGGGGCCACGGCGAGGACAGCGCGCGCGCCGCCGACGAGGCGCUCAUCACCGCCACGUUCCGGAAGUUCGACGUCGACGGCUCCGGGAGCAUCGACGUCGCGGAGCUCGGCGACGCGCUCCAGAUGGUGCUGGGCAAGCGGCCGAACCGGGAGACGGUGAAGCAGCUCUUCGCCAUCGCCGACACGGACGGCAACGGGACCCUCGACUUCGAGGAGUUCUCCCAGCUCGCGAGAAAAGGCGAGCUCGUGAACCGGAAGCUCCUCAACCCGAAGUACCGCUUCCUCAUGCAGGCGCGCCACGAGCGCGCCGCGGAGCGCGACGCCCAGGCCGCGGCGCUGGCGGCGAAGAAGGCGCAGAUCGAGGAGGCGGGGCGCCGGAUCGACGAGACGCGCGCGGAGUGGGAGCUCGUCUGCGCGGCGCGGCGCCGGGAGAACGCCGCGGAGCACCGGCGGGCCAUGGCGGCCAAGGCCGCCUGGCUCGCGGAGCGGGACCGGUCGGGCCUGCACCGCCAGGCCAUGGCCGCGAAGCGGCGCGCGGCGAACCUGCGGACCUACCGGAAGAACGCGACGAACGGCUCGGACGCCGUCCGCGCGAAGCGCGCGCUGGCUUUACAGGGCACGCUCUACGACGUCUGCCGCACGACCAUGCACCUCGUGGGCGAGGACGACCACCGGAAGCGCGUGACGACGAAGCUCGGCCUCGACCAGCAGCGCUACUACGUGGGCUCGCGCCAGGACGAGGAGACGCUGCGCAAGUCGGAGUCCUGGCGCCAGCCCCACGCGGCGGCCUACUUCGGCGAGUCGCUCGUCGGCGAGUCGUCGAUCUUCGGCGCGUCCGCGGACGUGCUCACGGCCGCGGGGCCCGCGCCGUCCGCCGAGGCCGCGCCGUCCCGGGACGGCGACGCGCUCGCGCUGCCGGCGCCGCCGCGGUCGCCGCUCGGGUCGCCCGGGGGCUUCGACCCGGCCGCGUCCGUCUCCUUCCACCCGUCGGUCCAGUUCAACGACCUCGCCGCGUCGUCCGUGCUCUCGCCGAACCCGCUCUUCGACCCCCUCGCGUCGGCGAGCGUGCUGUCGCCCAUGCCACGUUGGCGCCACUCCACCUCGAGCGACGCCGUCGGCCACGACCGCGGCCUCGCGCCGCAGCGAACGAUGCGACAUCCGAACAUGGCCGCCGGCCGCGGCCUCUACGCCUUCGAGGAGGGCGCGUCCUACGGCGUCGACGAGCCGUCGCUCCCGGACCUGGGCGAGCUCUGGGAGAAGGGCCUGGACUGGCAGCGGCUCGGCCCGCUGCUUCGGCGCGCGGCGCGCGUGGACCAGAUGGACUUCGAGGCGGCGCUCGACGAGAUGCUGAGCCUCUGCUUCUGCGACCCGCAGCGCGUCUUCAAGCAGGCCUACUACCGGAAGCAGACGAAGAACGCGUGGGCGCGCGACGACCCGGCGUUCGCGCUGCUCCAGUGCGGCUUCCUGGCCGUGGCGGCCGUGGCCACGGGCUGCGCCGUGUCGGCGGCGCGCGCGGGGACCUACUGCUACCUCGUGGCCGCGGCGGCGGGCGGCCACUGGCUCGCGGGCGGGCUGCUGGCGGCGACGGCGCACGCCGUCGUCGCGAACGCCUUCCUCCAGGACCGGUCCCGCGGCAGCCACAGCGUCGCCCAGUCCGUCGAAUGGCUCUACGCCUUCGACGUCCACUGCGACGCCUUCUUCGUCUACUUCCUCGUCGCCUACGUGGGCCACUACCUCGUGCUGCCGCUCGCCCUGGGCCACAGCUACGCGGCGAUGCUCCUCGCGAACGCGCUCCACCUCGCGGCGACGGGCGCCUACUGGUACGUGACCCACCUGGGGUUCCGGGCGCUGCCCUUCCUCCGGCGCACGGAGGUCUUCCUCUACCCCGUCCUCGCGGCGGCCGCCGCGUUCCUCGCCGCGCUCGUGCUCGGCGUCUUCGGCGCCAAGCUCAACGCGUCGCGCGUCCUCCUCGCCGCCGUCCUCAGCCCGCUCUCGACUUUCGCCGAGAGCAUGGGCGACCCGUCCUACGUCUAUCCGGCGCCGGACAUGCCCCCCUACGACCGCGGGCCGGCCGUCGUCACGGACGAGAACCAGAGCCAGUCGCUCCAGAGCGACCACAGCCGCGGGUCGUUCGGUCCGCAACGGUCCGGGAAAGUCAAGGAGCAGCGGCUCAAGUCGCGCCUGGGCGGCGACAUCGCCGUCUUCAUCGAGAUGGACGACGGCGGCGGCGACGUCUUCCUGAGCGGCCGCGUGUCGCCGCGGCUGCCGGCUUCCGGCGCGCGCGUGACGUUCCGCCUGAGCCUCACGGCGGAGCGGCGCUGGGUCGCGAAGAACGGCGAGUGGCUCUACGAGGGCUUCCUCGCCCAGGCGGCGCGGCCCGUGCCCCGGCGGCCCGGCGCCCGCGUCGAGGGCGUCGUGUCCACGCGGAAGCCGUCGAGCGCGUGCUGCUGGAUCACGAUCGGCGACCUGGACGGCGGCGUCUACUGCCUGAGCAAGUGGUGCCCCGGCGCCGCGAGCCCGCCCCUGGGCGCCAUCGUGUCCUGCGAGCUCAAGCAGGGCAAGUACGGCGACUGGCGCGUCGCGAGCCCGCCGGGCCUCGCCGUCGUCACGCAGGAGGCGCGGUUCCUCGAGACGGGCCGCCUCUUCGACGACGCGCCGCCGUCGCCGCGGAGCGGCGCGGACCUCUGGCACGCGGCCCCGGCCUACUACCCGCCGGCCCGGGCCGACCCGCGCGCGGCGACGAACCGGACGCCGCCGUCGCCGGUCCGGUCGCUCGCGGCGGGCCUGAGCUCGCUCCUCGGCCGCGUGUCGCUCGGCGACCCGAACAAGCCGCCGCCGCCGGACCGCCGCGAGGCGCCGCGCGGGCCGAGGGCCGAGGGCGAGGCCUCCUACCCGCCGCGCAUCGCCGCGCCGCCGCGCAUCAUCGACGACCGGCGCGACUGGGGCGGCCCGCCGCCGCCGCGGCCGCCGCGCGUCCUGGGCAUGGCGCUGCCCACGUGGGGCGCGCCGCCGGCGCCCGCGCCCGCGCCGCGCUGGGACCCGCGCUACGACCCGGCCCUGCCGCCGGCCAUGCUCCCGCCGCUGUCCGCGCCGCCGGGCGCGAUGUCCCCGCCGUCGGGUUUCCACCGCGGGAGCGCGCCGCGGCCCCGCGGCGGCGGCGACGACUACCCGCGCGGCGGCGACGACGACUACCCGCGGCGCUCCUAG